This is a messenger RNA of Solea solea (common sole), 6995 nucleotides long. RefSeq names its product membrane associated guanylate kinase, WW and PDZ domain containing 3a (gene magi3a). Gene Ontology annotation, molecular function: protein binding. Gene Ontology annotation, cellular component: cytoplasm. NCBI's taxonomy places the organism in Eukaryota, Metazoa, Chordata, Actinopteri, Pleuronectiformes, Soleidae. The record is from RefSeq and is a predicted model, not a curated record. Gene Ontology annotation, biological process: signal transduction. The coding region runs from base 1800 to 6221 and encodes 1473 amino acids. The transcript has 21 exons.
UUUUUCCCUCUAUGUCGGCCCCCGCUUGACCAGACUAGAUGCUCAUUGGCCCCCAGGUCAUUUGAGUUUGACACCCAUAAACUUUAUGUGAUUCAGGACAACAUGAUAGUGAAUCAGCAAGCACACUGGGAGGUUGCUGGUUCAUUCUUGGGAUGGACCAAGGGCUUAGAUGCCCCUGAGCAAGGCACCCAAUCCACUAUUGCUCCCACGGCACAGAUUGUGCUGCCCCACUGCUCCUGUGCCUGGUGCAAAAGAGGAAUUCACUAUCACUACAUUGGUGUAUGUGCAAAUAAAAAUCUAAAUUCUCAAAAUGUACUAUACCAGGGCCAUUUUACUCAGUUUGUGUAUUACAAAACGUUACAUUUAACACUAUUACAGUAGAACGAAUGUUGCUCCAACGUGCUUGUCUGCUUUACCGCCACGAGAGGGCAGGAUUGCGCAACAAACCCCGCCUCCUGUGUGCUGGGAACCAGAUCAGGCUGCAGCUCUGUGUUGCAUGGAUUUGCGAUUUUAAAGUAAAGCUCAACAGUUGCCCGGAAGCUCCAGGCUGUUGUUGCAUUAGAAGCCACGGAAACGCAGAAACCACACGGACACAGAGGUCGACUUCUCUUAACGAGCAACGGGCCAUUUCCCACGUGAAAAUAUGCGCACUUAACUCCGCCUUUCUAAACACACCAUGGAAACAAAUAUGCAGCGCUCCCUCAAACCUCCAGAGACCCGCCUCUUCUUGCCCACCAUUGGUCCAGCUCGGAGCGUUUAGGCUCGUCCUCUGCGGCUCUGAUUGGACGGAAUCCCUUUCUUUCAGGAAACCAACACGGAAAAGGGAGAGAAAAAAAAAAGUUAUGGAAAGAAGCCUAAACGGAGCUGUUGUACGCUGCACGCUGCUGUGGAGCUUUUACACGGCAACAAAAUCACCACCGCGUUCACGCAGAAGCAGCGCAGAGCGCGCGACUCCACGCAAGUCGUGAAGAGUCGUGAAGAAAACGGAGAAGAAGAACCCGGUUCGGAGGUGGAAAAAAAGACCAGAGAGACACUCAGAGACACAGAGAGGGAGACAGAGAGACAGAGAGACAGAGAGACAGAGCCAGGUAUGUUUUUCCGUUUCCAAGGAUUGAUGUCAGCGCUGAGGAGGGAAGGAAAGGAGGACAGGUGCGCUGCAGAGUGAACUUAGGUCUCCCCGCAGCAGCAGCUUCGCGAUACGGGAUUGGAGACACAGAGACACUCCGCAGAUCUGGAAACCAGCUUUCCAAGUUAUUCAGUAUUUGUUUAUACUUGUUUUCUGUGAAGCGUUAAAAACUUGGAUCUUUUUUUUUUUCUUUUGACGCCGAAGUGGAACACAUUUCACUGCAGCCUUCACGCGACCCUUUGCUGCCUUGUAAUGUUGACAUUUUGACGACGUGGAGUAAGCCGUGAGACCCACUCGCGCGCCCGUGUGUGCGCAUGUGUGUGUGUGUGUGUGUGUGUGAGAGAGAGAGAGAGACGCGCCAGCAUCAGAACCAGCACUUUUCGCUUCAAUGCGACACUGACGCAGCGGAUCUGGCAUCAUCGCAGACAAACAGGUGAUGGUCGGGUGAUUCAGUGCAAGUAUCGAUCGUCAACUGAGGGACUUUGAUUAGAAAUAUUCAUUCAAAAAAAGGACUCUUCUCAAGCUGGAAUGGGAUAUAACACAAGAAAACGCCCCCAACUUCUGUAAUCUGCAAUGAUUUUUUCCCCGUGCGUCAUUGCGUCUUAGGAUCAGAUUGCGCUGAAGGACGACCGGUCUUGGACUUGCUUUCGGGUUUACAGGAGCUACGCGGACAAUGUCCAAGACACUGAAGAAGAAGAAGCACUGGUCCACCAAAGUGCAGGAGUGCACCGUGUCGUGGGGGGGUUCCGGGGAAUUGAUCGCGGUGGUUGAGGUGCGCGGCGGCGCCGAGCUGGGAGAGUUCCCGCACCUCGGACACAUAGUUUCGGAGGCGAUGGUUUGUCUCAGCGGGAGGUUGCCCGGCAGCGGGGACGUGCUGCUGGAGGUGAACGGCACUCCGGUGAGCGGACUCACCAACCGAGACACGCUGGCUGUCAUCCGACACUUUCGAGAGCCUGUCCGACUGAAGACUGUGAAACCAGGUAAGGUGUUGAAUCCUGAUUUGCGUCACUACCUCAGUCUGCAGUUUCAGAAAGGCUCCCUGGACCACAAGCUCCAGCAGGUGAUCAGGGACAACCUAUACCUGCGCACCAUUCCAUGUACCACUCGGCAGCCCAGAGAGGGGGAAGUUCCUGGUGUGGACUACAAUUUCAUUGGUGUGGGAGAAUUCCGUGAGCUGGAAGAAAGUGGACUGCUGCUGGAGAGUGGCACCUAUGAUGGAAACUACUAUGGAACCCCCAAGCCCCCGGCAGAGCCGAGCCCCGUGCAGCCGGACUUGGUGGACCAGGUUCUGUUUGACGAGGACUUUGACACAGAGGUCCAGCGAAAACGCACGACCUCUGUCAGUAAAAUGGACAGAAAGGACAGUGCUGCACCCGAGGAGGAAGAGGAAGAAGAGAGGUCUCCGAUGGUCAACGGCCUGACUGAGCACAAGGACAAGGCGGAGUGGAGGAAGACGGUGCCCAGCUACAACCAGUCUGCUGGGGCCAUGGAUUUGCGUGUGUGGAACACACAGGAUGAAAGUCAGGAGCCCUUGCCUAAAAACUGGGAGAUGGCCUACACGGAGACUGGCAUGGUGUAUUUCAUAGAUCACAACAGCAAGACCACCACCUGGCUGGACCCCCGCCUCGCCAAGAAAGCCAAGCCUCCUGAGAAAUGCGAGGAAGGAGAGCUGCCCUAUGGCUGGGAGAAGAUUGAGGACCCACAGUAUGGAACCUACUAUGUAGACCACAUCAACCAGAAGACCCAGUUCGAGAAUCCCGUUCUGGAAGCAAAGAGGAAGUUGAGCGUGGACACACCCACUGCCCUACCGCAGCCACCAGCACCAGCCACAGAGGAGCCUGGUGUGGGAGUGCGGGGCUUCACACGGGAUCCAUCUCAGCUGCAGGGCUCUAUCCUGCAGACGUCGCUCAGAAAAAGCCCCCAGGGAUUUGGGUUCACCAUCAUCGGAGGAGACCGACCUGACGAGUUCCUUCAAGUCAAAAAUGUCCUCCCGGAUGGACCUGCUGCACAUGACAACAAGAUCACCUCAGAAAAACUCAUGAUUGUUUCAGGUGAUGUGAUCGUUGACAUCAAUCGGACGUGUGUGCUGGGGAAGACUCACGCUGACGUGGUGCAGAUGUUCCAGUCCAUCCCUAUCAACCAGUAUGUCGACAUGGUCCUGUGUCGGGGCUACCCCCUGCCUGAGGACUCCGGCAACAGUGAAGAGGUCUUAGGAGGCCCUGGCACCUCCAAGGACGCUUCCCCUUCCCCUUCCCCCUCCAGCUCCACUCCACAGGAGCCUCAAUACACAGUCCCAGAUGGAGGAACUCUCUCCAGGCAGACUGCUGCCGUAGCACCCAUGACCAAUGGCGGCCGUCACCAUCACCAUUCUCAUCCCCAACAACACCACCACCACCACCACCUCCCUCACGUCCCCAAUCAAGAAGGCCCCGACCCUACUCUGUUACAGCCAGAGCUGGUGAGCGUCCCACUGGUGAAAGGCCCCACUGGGUUCGGCUUUGCCAUCGCGGAUUGCCCCCUGGGCCAGAAGGUGAAGAUGAUCCUGGACGCGCAGUGGUGCCGUGGCUUGCUGAAGGGCGAUGUCAUCAAGGAGAUCAACAGGCAGAAUGUCCAGACGUUGAGCCACUCCCAGGUGGUGGACAUCCUGAAGGACCUGCCUGUGGGCAGCGAGGUCAAUGUGCUGGUGCUUAGAGGAGGUCAGACAUCUCCUGUGAAAUCACUGAAACCGUGCACAGCUCCCGUGUCCCAGGCUCUAUCCCAGCCAACUCCUCAACAGGCACCUCAUGCUGUUCCCCAUCAAGGCCCCCAGCCACAGCGACAGGAGGUGAUCAACAGCACAGAGGCUCUCAGUCAGCCGGAGACAACCCCCAGUCCCAAUCCCAAUCCCAAUCCCAUCUCCUUCCCUGCCAACACCCUGCAUUCGUCCUCGCCCAAACCAGAUGGAUCUGAGCUCUACCUCAAGUCCAAGGCGUUGUUGGACAGCAAGCCUGCUAAUACCAAGGACUUGGAUGUGUUCAUCAAAAGGAACCAGGAAUUGGGCUUUGGCUUCAGAGUCCUUGGAGGCGAGGGGCCAGAUCAGCCGGUUUACAUCGGCGCAAUCGUGCCGCUCGGUGCAGCUGAGAAAGACGGGCGCCUGCGGGCAGGAGACGAGCUUCUCUGUAUAGACGGUGUGCCAGUCAAGGGCAAAUCCCACAAGCAAGUGUUGGAGCUGAUGACCAACGCUGCCCGCAACGGCCAAGUCAUGCUCACAGUCCGCAGAAAGCUGGUGCACUCAGAUGGGGGUGAAGAGGAGGAGAGUGGUCAGCAGCCCCACCACGUUGCAUCUGCCCAGGUCAACAGCUCUCCCAAGAUGCCCGGUACCGAGCUGCCAAGUGCUGUCCAGCAAGCCCAUUCGUCUCGACCUGAGUGCUUUGACAUCACUCUGCAGCGCAAAGAUAACGAGGGCUUUGGUUUUGUCAUCCUGACCUCAAAGAACAAGCCCCCACCUGGAGUUAUACCUCACAAGAUUGGCCGCAUCAUUGAGGGCAGCCCCACGGACCGUUUAGGUCAGAUGAAGGUGGGAGACCGUAUCUCUGCUGUCAAUGGUCAGUCCAUUAUGGAGCUGUCUCACAACGAUAUCGUCCAGCUCAUCAAGGAUGCCGGCAAUUCGGUCACGCUCACUGUUGUGCCUGAAGAUGACAGCGCUCCUCCAUCUGGAACAAAUUCAGCCAAGCAGAGCCCCUCAGCACAACACAGAGCUGUGGGCCAGCAGCCUCCCAGCUAUCCAGAAAGGAAUGGUGACGGUGAAGUGAAUAACUUUUUUCCACAGAGAGAGAUGGGUACACUCAUGACAUCUGGCCCUAAGCAGGGCUCUUUCGUGGUGGAGCUGGAGCGCAGCCAGCGAGGCUUUGGCUUCAGUUUGAGGGGGGGGAAAGAGUAUAACAUGGGACUGUUCAUACUGCGCCUCGCUGAGGAUGGACCUGCUCUUAAUGAUGGCAGGAUACAUGUUGGAGAUCAGAUAGUGGAGAUCAACGGCGAGGCCACACAGGGCAUCACACACACUCGGGCAAUCGAGCUAAUCCAAGCAGGAGGCAAUAAAGUUCAUCUUCUGCUCCGACCUGGGCAGGGCUUGGUCCCGGAUCACAGUUCAAAGGACAAAGUCACCAUUCAGUCAUCUCCAGCCUCUCCAUCCUCCGUCUCCUUCUCUACCUCAGAACUGUCCCCAUCUUCUCCCAAAAUAUCUGCCUCUGACGAGUUCACUGAGGGGGACCCGAGGGCAUCUGCAUCCCCUGGUGCUGGGCAGGAGCACGGUAGGCAGGCUAACAGAUCACGAGGUCAGCAGCUCCCACACCACAACCAUAAGCGCACCACUAGCCCCAGCACUCAGACCAGAAAAACAAGCAGGGGAGACUCCAAGUCUAGUAGUCCAAAAAGAGCAGCUGAAGGCUGGGCAGAUCAAGCAGAGCACUCCCAGAGCCCUAGAAGAACAGGGCAAGGCCACAGCGGAUCCUUGGAAGAUAUGAGCAAUGAGAGAAAAAUUCAAGGACAGAGAGACCACUACUCCUCUAGCCCCAGGAAGGGCUCCAAGAAGGAGUAUGACACUGUUGUGCCUUUGAAAAACCUGGAGGAGCCCCAGAGUCCUAGGCGUCCAGCAGGCCAACAGCCCAGCAUUCCCACUAGAGAAGGGAAGGACUGGAGGUACAAGGAGGAGGACACAGCUUACUGGCAGCAGAGGGGUACAACAGAGAGUGGAGACAAAAGCAGGGUUUCCACUGAACUGCACAAGAAGGGCAAAAGGGCUGAGCACGAGGCAGUGGCGCAAAAAUCUCUCUCCCAAACACAGAGGGAAAGGCUGGGGUCAGAUGCUGAUAGUGGCACCCUAAACCGAAGGAGUGCAAGAGAGAAGGGGGAUAAAGAAUAUUGGGAGAGUAAGUACCAUGGCCCAGUUGAUGAAGUGAAUAGAAAGGACCCCAGAGGUUCAAGCAGUAGCAUUCAGGACCCUAGCUGCAAUGGGACCACUACUAGCAAGAAGACUCCAAUCACCCCAGGCCCGUGGAAAGUUCCUAGCUCUGCCAAGAUCCAGUCUCGAGUGGACAUAACAUAUGCAGACGUGUGAUAUCUGUCUCUGCAUUUAUCAACAGAAAGCUGAGCCUCUAAAGUGUGGACAUCCACAAUGGAAUUAUAUUCUUUUUUUUCUUGAACAAAGCAAAUCACUGUGUAACCAGCAACAUAGCUUCUCAUUGCUUGUGAUUUUUUUAUUUUUUUUUCUUCACCCAGUUUGCCUUGGUUAGUUUGCAUCAACCUGCUGAUGUACAUGCUCGUACUUACAUGAGUGAGAUGGAUGAUGUGUGUGUUUUAGAUUGUCUGCUUUGUGCCAAUCACAGACUCUGGGAAAAGAAGCUGCUCUGUGUUGCACUCACUGUGAGACUGUUUGUGGGUAAGUGAGUGAACUGCUCCUUCCGGCUACUCACAUCACAAUGAAGGAUCCAACUUUUUUUUUCUUCUUCGUCACUUUAAAGGUUUAAGGCACAUCCCUACAAUCACUCAUUUCCUCUUCCUGGCAAGACUAAGUCACUGUUGCUGUCACUGAUGCAUGUAAAAAAAAGAGGUUGGUGAAGUUCUAAGGUGGCUUCACUCUCUUCUGAUUUAUUUACAGUCUGUUCUUUGAGAGCCUGACUAGACUUGUGGAUUGCUAUAAAUCGUGUGUGUAUGUGUGUGCGACUGUAUUCACACACACUGAGACACCCUGAUUUAAUUGGCUUAUCAGAGGGUUGGCAUACACUAUCCAGGAGCUUCAUAUGCAUCAAUCAGCAGACCAGAUACUUGUGGUUAUAAUUCUAAUGUUUGUUACAUGUGUGAUGAUAAUAAAGCAUAAUGUAAUUUAUUGAAA